AUGGCUCGAGGAGCUACCCCGAGACGCUCGCCCGGCUCAGAGCUGGGCCACUAUCCCAAGACCUCGCCUUCGUCUGCUGGUUCUGUCGUAGGCUCGGGAGAUGCGACUCAGGCUGCUCGAGUGUCCUCGACCUCAAAGGCCUCGUCGACGAGAAGCAAUGCCAAGGAAACCGAAGUCUCUGAUGUAUAUGUGCGUCUCGGGUACGAGUUCAACCUGGCAUGUCGCGCCUUUGGCGCCAUCGGCAUGGACACUGCAGACUUGGGCCCUGUCCCCGACCUACUACGCACCAUCCUCGAAGAUACGCUCAGCCAGGAAGCUUCGCCUCAGAGUCUCGAUCGAUAUCUGCCCCGUAUACGAGACAUCAUCAUCAAUUUGCUGCACGGGCUCAAGAAGAAGCAGGCCAAGCUACGGUCACGACAGGCAAAGGAAGGUAAAGCGCUACCGCCUCGACAGGGGAGCUCGGGAAGCUUUGAGCUCGGAGACGGAGCUGGCCAGCAGAGCUUAGAGCACACUCCCUCCACGGCCACACAAUCGCCCCAGAAGCGGACUGUAGGCAGCCAUCGCCAAGGCGGUGGUGCCUACGAUGAAGACCAGGCCUCCUCGGUAUCGUCUCGGAAUAAGUCUCCCUCUCCCUGGCCCGGAGACCGCCCCGGCGGUAGCUUUUCUGAACGUGAAGCCGGCAGACAGGAAACACAGCGGUCCCUGGCCCCGUCAACUACGACAUCUUCUUUGUCAAGCUUUACAAUGCAGAACAUGCCCGUUGUGCUGCCACAUACCGACUCAGAUAGCCAGUCUAAACGGCCUGAAUCUCCAUCAUACAAUAUCCAUAAUUUCCCCCACCCUCCACCCCCUCUCCCUCCAACCUCAAAGCAGAACGAUGCUAUAGGCAUGCUACAGAGAAGUGGCGAACUCGAACGACGUGCUUCCCGAAGAUUCUCUGCAUACCAGAUCCAGAAGCAUCUGGGUGGAUCUCCCAACGGCAUCCCCGUCUUGCCUCCGGCCCAGAACUCUCCCAUCCCGAACCGUGGUCAGGACGUGCGCGAAUCUAUGAACGCCGUCCGCCUACGGGGACCCCACUUGCAUGACCGCCAAAGAUCAAGGAACCGGUUUGCCGGCACCGCUUCGGAUAAAACUGCUUCUCCGGCUGGCCAGGAUGUAGCUCAUAAACUGGAACCAACGGUUGAAUCCGUGGCGUCCGGUAGUCCCUUAGCAAAAACGCCAACAGAUAAGCUUCGGUCUCAGAGAGAGUUUGAAGGGAGAGACGCCCCGUCCGCUGGAGGACCAUCGUUAUCAGGAGGCCUGCCGCAGAUUGCUGAACAGGACUCGUUCUCAGCGUCGCACGAACCUAAGAAACGGGACCCAUCUGCCGAUGGCCACGCUUCGGCUUAUCGGAAUCUCGAUAAGCCACUCCCUUCUCCCUCUACUCCGCAACAGUCUCAUAGACCGGACUAUACCCCAGAACAUUCCCCUCCGCCAGGCAAAGAGCUUACCCUUUUCCUACAAUACAAGAGCAAAAUAAAGAAAUACGUUCUCCCAGAAGGAUACUCCGGCCUGACGAUUGCUAGGCUCCAGCUCGCAUUCAUUGAAAAGUUCGCUUGGAAUACCCACAGCAACGGUGCUGACCUGCCCGAGAUAUAUAUACAAGACCCCGUUUCCGGCAUCCGUCAUGAAUUAGAAGACUUGAGAGAUGUAAAGGACAGGUCUGUCCUGGUGCUAAACGUCGAAGUUUUAGAUGAAGUUAGAAAGCAUUUCGACGAAAGUGUAGGCGGCAUUCGCAGCAUAGUUGAGAGCGUUCGUGAUGUCAUCGACGGACAUGGCACCUCGAUUCAACGGCUUAUCGACCGCCAGCAGGAGACUUCCAAGGAAAUAUCACGCCUCGCUGCCCCUAGCGCUAUGUCAGCUCUCUCUGGCUCUAGACCUUCUGCCGGGAAAGCCGCCGAGAUCCAAGGCUUGCGCGAUGACCUUGCUUCUCUUCGACAAACCUAUUCGAGCUUCACGUCAGACAUCACGUCGGCUAUGACUUCCAUCCGAGCGAAGGCAAAUCAGGUGAAAUCUGCGGCAGUAGAUGCUGUCGUCCCGUCCUUUGAAGGUGGUUCCGGUGCUGGUCACGCUCGCGUCCAAGCCGGCAAGAAAGAGCUUGCUGAUGAAUCCGAGAAGCUGGUUGCUCGCGUGGAUGAUUUGCAAGACCUCGUUGAAGACCUACGUAAGGACGUUGUAACCCGUGGAGUCAGACCACUACCACGCCAGCUCGAGGCGGUUGGCCGAGACAUCAGCGCCGUGACCAAGGAGCUCAAGAAGAUGCAAGACUUCUUGAAACGCGAGAAGCCCAUCUGGACAAAGAUUUGGGAGAAAGAGCUUCAGCUUGUUUGCGAAGAACGAGACCAGUUGACAAUGCAGGAGGAUCUCGCGGUUGAUCUAGAAGACGACCUCGAAAAGGCUACUCAGACCUUUGCUCUCGUUGAACAGGCCACCAAACAACAAGCUCUCGAAAAUUCUGGGUCUAACCCUAACAACGUCGCUGUGCGAACCGUAUCCAGGACGAUGAACCCGCAUAUCGACCCCGCUGACGCAAAAGACAGUGUUCUGGGUGAAGUCCGCGCCCUGCAACCCAACCACGAAUCACGCCUCGAAGCUAUUGAACGAGCCGAAAAGGCUCGCCAGAGGGAACUGGAGAGCCGGCGAGGAGGCGAGUUCCAAAGGGAAUUAAGCAACUUUGUAGGUGCUGGUAAGCUUAAGAGCAACGGUGGUGGCUUUGAAGAGCUAGAGCGGGUCCGGAAGGAAAAGGAAGAGAGUAUACGAAAGGAGGUCUGGGAGCGAAUGCAGGGUCUAAUUCCUGCCGAGCCAGAACCAGUGGCUACCGAUGGCGAGACCCAUGAACCAGAAGCGGAAUCAAAUGCUCCAGACGACCAACUCGCACCGCCGGACCCUGAGACCGUAGAGCACAAAGACACCCACGCUGCCAAAGACGAUACCUAUGCUAGCACCAAUGAUAUUGGGGCCAAUCAGUCUGACAGACGCUCUUCGGGUCACCGAUCGUCCGAUACACCUGCUUCAUCAGGUAAAAAGCGUUCCUCCUGGCUCACUGCCAUAUUCGCAUCCUAG
Molecule: messenger RNA, 3102 nt
Organism: Microsporum canis CBS 113480
Lineage: Eukaryota; Fungi; Ascomycota; Eurotiomycetes; Onygenales; Arthrodermataceae
Product: YlBUD6
Exons: 3
Coding region: 1-3102 (1033 amino acids)
Biological process (GO): establishment of cell polarity
Cellular component (GO): cell tip; cytoplasm
Molecular function (GO): cytoskeletal regulatory protein binding
Source: RefSeq, a predicted model, not a curated record